GGGCGGCGUCCGCCAUCUUGAACUGCGAUCCGCUGCCGGCGCCGCGCUCCGCAGCGGGGUGGGGAUUUCUCGCUUGCAGGGCGGCGGGCGCAGCGCGUCUCCGCUUCGAUGGACAACAUGGCAAGCCCAGGUAAAGAUAACUUCAGAAUGAAGAGCUACAAGAACAAUGCUCUUAAUCCCCAAGAAAUGCGCAGACGAAGAGAGGAGGAAGGCAUCCAGCUUCGGAAACAGAAGAGGGAAGAACAGCUGUUCAAACGCCGAAACGUUUCUCUGCCGGGCAGUGAAGAAUCUAUGGUAGAAAGUCCAAUUCAGGAUCCUGAUGUCAGCUCUACCGUACCUAUUCCAGAGGAAGAAGUCAUUACAUUAGAUAUGGUGCAGAUGAUUUUCUCGGACGAUCCUGAUCAGCAACUCACUGCAACGCAGAAAUUCAGAAAAUUGCUAUCUAAAGAGCCUAAUCCGCCUAUAGAUGAAGUCAUACAAAAGCCAGGAGUGGUACAGAGAUUUGUGAAAUUUCUAGAGAGGAGUGAGAACUACACCCUGCAAUUUGAAGCAGCUUGGGCUUUGACAAACAUAGCAUCUGGAACUUUUCUACACACCAAAGUUGUAAUUGAAACUGGAGCUGUUCCAAUUUUUAUUAAGUUGCUUAGUUCAGAGCAUGAAGAUGUACAGGAGCAGGCAGUGUGGGCUCUUGGUAACAUCGCUGGUGAUAAUGCAGAAUGCAGAGACUUUGUUUUAAACUGUGGAAUAUUACCACCCCUCUUGGAACUGUUAACAAAUUCAAAUCGUCUUACAACAACUAGAAAUGCAGUCUGGGCUCUCUCAAAUCUCUGUAGAGGAAAAAACCCACCUCCAGACUUCAGUAAGGUUGCUCCUUGCCUGAAUGUUUUAUCAAGACUGUUGUUUAGCAGUGACCCAGAUGUAUUAGCAGAUGCCUGCUGGGCCCUAUCUUACCUGUCAGAUGGUCCCAAUGAUAAAAUUCAAGCUGUAAUUGACUCUGGAGUGUGUCGAAGAUUGGUAGAGCUGCUUAUGCAUAAUGAUUACAAGGUGGUAUCCCCUGCAUUAAGAGCAGUUGGAAAUAUUGUUACAGGGGAUGACAUCCAAACACAGGUGAUUCUAAACUGCUCUGCAUUACCCUGUCUCUUGCACUUGCUUAGUAGCCCCAAAGAAUCUAUUCGAAAAGAAGCGUGCUGGACUGUUUCUAACAUUACUGCAGGAAACAGAGCUCAGAUUCAGGCUGUCAUAGAUGCAAAUAUUUUUCCAAUAUUGAUUGAAAUUCUUCAAAAAGCUGAAUUUCGCACCAGAAAGGAAGCAGCCUGGGCCAUAACUAAUGCAACAUCAGGAGGAACCCCUGAACAGAUUAGGUAUUUGGUAGCACUAGGUUGUACCAAGCCUCUUUGUGACCUCCUGACUGUGAUGGAUUCAAAAAUAGUGCAGGUGGCUUUAAAUGGACUUGAAAAUAUUCUGCGUCUUGGAGAACAAGAGUCUAAGCAAAAUGGAAUGGGCAUUAAUCCUUACUGUGCCCUCAUAGAGGAAGCAUAUGGACUUGAUAAAAUUGAAUUUCUUCAGAGGCAUGAAAACCAGGAGAUCUACCAAAAGGCUUUUGAACUCAUAGAACAUUACUUUGGUGUUGAAGAGGAGGACUCCAGCAUUGCACCUCAGGUGGAUGAAAGUCAGCAGCAGUUUGUAUUUCAGCAGCAGGAGGCUCCAAUGGAGGGGUUUCAGCUGUAAACUACUGAAGACAAGGAAAUGUAAACACUUAUAGGGUUUUAGUUUUGUUUGUUUGUCUAUUUUGUUUGUUUUUUCCAGAGGUCUUUUCUUUAUGGCCAAAGUUAGAGGAAAAGUUAAAUAUGUUUUGCAGAACUAGGUGAAGCAGCAGCUCAUGCACUUUUAUAUAUUGUGUUAGACACAACUGUUCCUUGGUUUGUCUUUUGUGUUUUUCAUUCUCUCUUCUGUACAGAAAACAACUGUGAGUAAACCUGUCUAAAGUAAAGCAUUAAAUGUGAUUUUACAAGAGCUGUUAAGCUAAGACUUGGUAGGAUGUUAGGUAGUGGGUCUGAAUUUCUCAUGUAGUCUCAAACUGCAUAUCAGCAAUACAGUUACUGGCAGUUGCAUUUUUGGCAGUAGGCUUGACUUGCCCAGUCUCUAUCAAAUCUACCUCUUGUAUUGAAGCAAAAAGGUUGCUUCAGGCCUAAGGCAUGAAAUAAAGAUGAGCUUGUAAGAAGCUGAAUUGGAAUGUGAAAAAUAUUUAUUUAAAUUGUAAAACUUUUAUGCAUUACUUACUUUACAACACACUCUUGCAACUUAUUUAUAAGAUGUAUUUAAAGACAUAAAGAGAGAUACAUAUAUAAUGCUAAUUACCUACUAUGAUCUUGAAUAGAUGAAAAAGCUUGUUCUGAAUUCUGUGGGAAGAGGACUUAUUUCAGAGGUUUUUCAAAUUGCUGGUCAUUUGAUGUUGACUCUAAUUAAAGCUGCUAAAUGGCAUUAAAAGUCAGCCACAAAUACAGGACUCUGCAGUUGCUGUUGUUGCCACGAGAACGCUGGGAUGCGAAUGACAAGAGAUGGCGAUUUGCACAGAUCACCAAGCAGAUGGUCUACAGCUGUCUCCUGUCAAAAUGUGGUAACACCACUUGAGUUUGAGAAACUUUGCAAUGUCUGCCUCUCUAGUACAGUAGCUCCUUAGAAGUUUGGGCAGCAGGUGUUGUGGGUUUUAUUUGACCAAAUAUGCUGCCACCACUCGAAUGGUUCUUUUAAGUUAACCGACAGUUUUCUUUUUGGCCAGACAAUACAAGUACUGCAGUGAAGAAUUCAUAGUGAAUCACUUCUUUCCAGUGGGAGGAAAAGUUUGUUGUACUGUAAAUAGCAUUAAGUAUGUGGACACCAAAACUAACUAGAAGUUACUGUCAUCAAAAUAUUUAGGCUCUACAAUAUACAGUGUUUGCCGUUGAGCACUAAAAGAAGUAGGAUUCUAAUAUUAACAAUCCUGAAUGCAGGAAAAAAAAUGUGUGCUCUGCUUUGACUUGCAUCUAAGUAGUGUUUCUGGUGUGUUAGUACUAUAUCUCAUUUGGAGAAAUGAAUACUUUGGGUUAACCCUGAAGUAGAGUUAUUUUUUAUGACCUGUAAUUACUGUAUUAACAUCAAACUCCUGGGUUCAGUGAAAUACUUUCCAUAUGAGAGCAUUUCAUGCUUCAUAACAAGCUGCAAUUUAAACUUCAGAUGACUUACUCCAUGGCACUGUGCUUGUCACUAAAUAUUUUAAUGCACUGAAAAAUACAGGUUAAAGGUGGUAUCAUUUCCAAUACCAUUUUAUAUUUGGGAUGAUUUUUGUUUUGUUACAUGCAAGUUCAGAUGUUUCUUUUUCAUGUUACAGCAAUAGAAACUACAUUGUAAUUGAAUGUGGGACUUGAAGUGGCUUUUUUGUAAGAUUAAUGGUCAGUUUUGACUGAGAGGGAGGAAGAAAAACCCUCUUUUUGAAGUCUUUUUAGUGGAAGAUAGAAGUGUAAGACGUGUACAUAGGAGUGCUGUUACUUUAUGAACUCUGAAUAAUGAGAUAUUUUAGCAGAUGACACUUUAAACCUAGAUUUGUACAGCAUACAACAGUUUUGAAUAGUGUGAUAAUCUUGAGUACAGCUGCCAAAUUUUCAUACAAUACUAGAUGAUUGUAUUGGUGCCCUUUUUACUCUCAUAGUUUUAGGUUUUCAUAGACUGACCUUCCUUGUUUCCCUCCCAUCUGUUCAAAGUUACAGGGUAACAAUCGUGGAAGUCUACCAGGAUUAGUAGUAAAUGCUGAAUUUCAAUGUGUAAGGAAACAAUUCAGGUAACAGGGUAUUCCAUGGUUUCUGACAACCUGGUGUGAUAACAUAACCAGCUGUGCCUGCUUUUUAUUUGGAGAACCCUGUAAAAACUGCAUUUCUAUAAGCCUCUCUAAUCUAAACCAAAUCUGAAUGAUAAAAAUCUUGACUAAAAGACUUGCCAAGACAAGAGGGGACAUUGGAAGUCUUGUAUCUGGUUUGAAAGAAUGUCUUCAGUUUUGUGGAUGUAUUAUUCUGUGUGUGAACAGUUAGUGACUGCACUUUAUGCAUUCAGAUAAACUGUGUUUCAUGCCUCUGGUAACACUUCAAUGUAAUGGUUUAAAAAAGGGAACUAAAAUGGAUGGACUUGGGCUGAUGAAAAAUCAUUAUUUAAACUCAACAUUUGGUUCACCCUAAAGAUUGUUUUUAAACCAAUGAAAAGUCUUCUUUAAAGGAUAACUUUACAGGAGGGCCUCUCCUAUUUUAGCACUGGGUUUACAUCACACUUGUUAAAAGCACAUCAAUGAGUAACUCAAAGCAGAGGUGAUGACUUGAGGUCAGCUCUGGUCUAGUCAUUGGCAGGUAGGGGCAUGACUGCGAUGUUGUUGCCUAAACAGCUGAAAUCAGCGUGGAACAGACAUUAACUGUGAGGAGAAAAAUCUCUUUGAGUUUGGUAUUUCCUAUGGAAUCUGCAGUGCCCCUUCAGUUACAAAGGCUGUUUGGGUUUGGAUUUUGUGCUGUUGGGUUUAAUUAAAAAGGGUACCAUUUGUUCUGCUUAAAUGUGAACACUGAUGAGCUAAUCUAUGCAACUAUGCAAAGCAUAGGAUUAUUUUUUUAGUUCCCUACUCUUGAUACACUGAAUCAUAUCUAAUUUUUUUCAUUGCACUUUUGUCUGAGGACUGGUUCAUACAGCUUUUUAGUUUUCUAGGAUCUGCUUUAAACACUGUUGCUAGCAGCAAUCAGAAAACAGUAAUAAUGUUGGCACAGAAAUAAGUUAGCUGUAGAACAAGUUUGCAACUGGAAAAUAUUUAUUGUUGGGUCUGUCUUUAAAGGAAAAAAAAAGAUAAUGGAAAUAAAUAUCAAAGAUGCACUAUUGUCUUUCCUCCAUGGUUUCUUCUCAGCUGGGUUGCAUUUAGUACAUUGGACAACUGAGGAAUUUUUGUAACAGGUUUGCCAGCUGCUAUGUGAAGUUUAACUUGUGACCUCAAGAGUUCACUGGCAUCUGGAAUGGGAAAUUUUGGUUAUUCAUGGCACGAUACCUUCAUAUAAUGUAUGGAAGCUACAAUACCUAUUCUGACUUCAGAUAGUAAUAGUGCAUCUUUCAGUCCAGGCCAAAGGCCCAUUUCUGUACCAGAACACAUAUGAGUAGUAUGCAAUAUUAUGGAAUGUUAAACUCCAAAUACCAUACAGAAACCAAUAAAACCUAUUUUACAGACGUUGGUUGUAUUUAUUUAGCGGGUCAGUAAGGGUGG
Molecule: messenger RNA, 5260 nt
Organism: Dryobates pubescens (Downy woodpecker)
Lineage: Eukaryota; Metazoa; Chordata; Aves; Piciformes; Picidae
Gene: KPNA5
Product: karyopherin subunit alpha 5
Exons: 14
Coding region: 109-1728 (539 amino acids)
Biological process (GO): NLS-bearing protein import into nucleus
Cellular component (GO): cytoplasm; nucleus; nucleoplasm
Molecular function (GO): protein binding; nuclear import signal receptor activity
Source: RefSeq, a predicted model, not a curated record